CCUCCACAGCCUGCACCCCAUGAAACGCUCCAUCUCCUACUCCCCAGACACCGAAGACGACCACUCCAACUCCCGCGCACACUCCCCCACCACGACCAGCAAACCCAAAACCAGCGAGCCCCGCGUCAACGACCACCUCGUGAAAGCCGCGCUGACGGAACUUCUCAACGACGACGGCGUGCGGUCGAACGCGCGCGGCAGCAGAUCCGUCCAGAACUUCCUGAUGGAUACGGAACAUGCGCUGAGGGAGCAGCGGAGACAGUCGCUGAGUGAACGGGUGGGGUCGAUUUCGGUGUUGAAGUGAGGUAGUGAUGAUGAUGAUGGUAUUUCCUUACUGGUCGGGAUGAUGGCUAUCGGUGUUUGAUGUAUUGAGUCGGUGGUGAGUAAAGACGGAUUUGUCUUGCUUGAGGAGAUGUUGAUGCUAACAGUUCAGCUGGAAGCUAGACUUUUAUCCCGCUAUCCAGCUAUCUCAGAUCUACAGCUGUGUGUAUGCUUCAUGGGGACACCUUCGACAAAUUACAUAUCCGGCGAUGGUCGACUUAUCUUCAAUCUCAAG
This is a messenger RNA of Aspergillus heteromorphus CBS 117.55, 556 nucleotides long. RefSeq lists its product as uncharacterized. The transcript has a single exon. The record is from RefSeq and is a predicted model, not a curated record. NCBI's taxonomy places the organism in Eukaryota, Fungi, Ascomycota, Eurotiomycetes, Eurotiales, Aspergillaceae. The annotation marks the transcript as partial.